CAGUGUUGAGGCUUCAGAUCAAGGGGCUGUCUGCAAUUUCUAGUUAGAUAUACACCUUUUGUUGAAGACUUCAGAUCAGAGUAACCUCGCAAAAUUUUAUUUCGGCUUUUGCAAAUCAAGAAUAAUUGGUUGUAAGUACAAACAGAAUCAAAUUGUCGCAUCCGAAGUCGGUGGUGUUCAACAUAGAGCCCGGCGUCCAGUGAAGAUACCAAUUCCAAUAACGUUGUGCAAGUUGUAACUAUUAUGUCGUGCACGAUUAGUUCUUCUAGAAUGUUUAAUCGGCUUGUAAAAAGGGCAUGUAACACAAGUAUACCGGCACUUAAACAUAUGCGCUGGCUAUCCAGUAACCCUGGUGUUAUGCAAUGCUGGUCCCUUGACCAAUAUGGCGGGAAUGAAGUCUUGCAACUGAACACUGUAGAAAUGCCUUCUGUUCAAAGUUCUGCUGAUAUUCUAGUGAAAGUACACGCUGCUUCAGUAAAUCCAUUUGAUAUACGAAUGAGGAACGGUUACGGAUCAAAGCUAUUAAAUUUAUGGCGUAAAACUAAAGGAGCUAGCGAAUUCCCUCUUGUUUUGGGGAGAGAUUUUUCUGGCGUUGUGGUUAAAACUGGAAAGUUGGUACGCAGGUUUAGGCCUGGAGAUGAGGUUUGGGGGUCACCUACUGUACCCAAUGGAGGAACUCACACUCAGUAUUUGGUUGCUCGCCAAGAUGAGAUUUCUCAUAAGCCUGGUUGUUUAAGUCAUGUAGAAGCUGCUUCUCUACCUUAUGUUGCAUGUACUGUAUGGGUUGCUUUAGUAAGCAGAGCGGGACUAAAACCUGAUAAUUGUUUUGAAAAAAGGAUACUGGUUUAUGGUGGAUCUGGUGGUAUCGGAACAUUGGCAAUUCAGCUCUUAAAGGCCUGGGGUGCRCAUGUUACCACGACCUGUAGUACUGGUGCUAUUGACCUUGUCAAGUCAUUGGGUGCAGAUCACAUUGUCGACUAUAAAAUCAAUGAUGUAGAACAAGAACUAAGGGAGCUUCCAGGGUUUGAUGUCAUUUUAGAUCCAUUUGGCUACCAGAAUCAAAAGAUGGCAACGAAUCUUUUAUCCUUCUGUACAGGGGCAGUUUAUGUCAACCUAGCUCCGCCAUUAUUGAACGAAAUUGAUCGCUUAGGGCUUGGCAAAGGAGUUAUUUCGUCUGGUCAAUCUCUUGUCUCCUCGUUCGCCAAAAAGGAAACUUGAGUGCCUCAUUGACAUAACUUAACCAUGGGUUGGCUAUUCAAAGCUACCGUUUUGGGUGCCACUGCAGUCGUCGCAGGGGUUACUGGAUAUAUGGCAUGGAAAUACUUCACUAAGGUAAGCACAUUUUAAAAAGAAAUUUCAUUUUCCRUGCAGUUUUCUAAUGAUUUUGUACUUUUCUUUCAGCCGUCUGAUCCCGAAAUUGAUUCAUCAGAUGAUGAAAGCUGGGACGAAGGAUGCGCCAAAGGUGAAAGUCAACGCCAGCCACCAGCAGCCCAGGCGUCUACAUCCUCAGCUCCUCCACCGCCUAAGGAAGCGGAGAAGCCACCAAAUAAGACUGGGGAAAAGCCAGUGACAAAGCCAGCGGUAGCAAAGAAGCCAGCUGACAAAACAGCCAAGCAGACGUACUGCGGCUUUAAGAAGGGAUUCCUUCUCUAGAGGAAAAAUUCUCGUUUAAACGGUAACAGAAAACUAUGCACGGCGGACACUACAAAAAUUACCAAAAAAAAUCAAAAAAACUCGCAUAAAAAUUACCAAAAGAAAAGAUAAACCAGAAAAAGUAUUUACAAAAUCACAAAAAUAAGAAAAUGCAUAAAAAAGACAAAUUGAGUGAACGAGAGAAUGACAAAUGGGAGUCUAGKUAUUAAAUUAAUAAUUGAAUUUAGGCAUUUAGGUUUUUAAUUUGAAAGAAUAGUGAGAAUAAUGUAGUGUCGAUCAUCCAAAAAAUCAGUGUCUGCCAAUUGCAUGUCGGUUUUUUGUGCCGUUUUUUUUGUAAAUAGUCUUCAUUUUCUACUCAGUAUAUAAACAAAAUCUGGAACUGUAAUUAUUGUAAACCUCAACUCUUUUUUCUAUACAUGUAACAAUAUCUGAACCCUGUGAAAUAUAUAAAAACUCUUGAUUUGUAAUAAAACAACUUAUAAAGAAAUACAGUCUCAUUUCAAUUUAGUUAUUGAAAGGGAGCGAAAAGAUAAAUGAACAAACGAGAAUAAUUUUCUCUUCAGAUCGAUGAACUCUCGUGCAUUCAAACAAAGAGCUGCCGCAUUAUAUAAACAGACAUUCCCUCGCGUGUUGCGGAAUGAAAGCGUGAACGACUAGUUUGUCCAGAAUGUACUUUUGAACGUUUUUCUUUUGGACGAAAAUAGUGCUGAAAUAUAAUAAUAUUGCUGAAGAAGAGAAAACUUUGAAGGAAAGUAGCACUAAACUAUAGAGUGUGCUGUGUCGACGUUUCUAAAGAAACUGUUGGUAAAAAGAUAAAUUUGAAACGGUAAAAAAUAGGUAAAACAACUUAACGUUUCGGACGCCUUCGUCGAAGCAAAGAGAAACGUGAGUAAAGUUGUUUUACAGUUUUACGGUGUCAAAUUUAUCUUUUUACACAACUGUUACUUUGAAGACAGACUGAUCAUCUUAUGGAUUCAGUUAGUUCAAGUUGUCUUUAUCUCAGAGCUUUUUUAAAAGUAUCAACAUMUUGCAGAGACAUGAGUCGUAUUUCAAUAUGGCUGCCGCAUAUGAUUCUUUGCCACUUUGGACGCAUAUUCAUUUGCAAAUAAAGUCUGUUUGUUUAUCAGUGACAAGACUUUUUCUUUUAACUCUAAACUUCACAUAUGUAUGUUUGAAUACUUCUAAAGGAUAUGUGUGUUGUCAUUUUCAGUACGAUUAAUAUUUGAGCAUCUGGAAAUUGCGCGAGAGGAGGUAUUUUUUCCUACUUAUCAAGUGAUUGCAAACAAGAAUGCAGUUGCCCUAAAAUAAACCAUUGCUGAACAUCUCUUUUUAUUUAGGAGCCAGGCUGMAAUAAGAAUAGGAUUUUACCAUAUAAUCAGUCCUUUUAUUAUUGAUCUAGUAGAAGGUUUCUGAGUAUUUCAAACAUCUAAAAUCUCAGUUGCGCAAAACUUCAUAUUUGGAGACAUUAUAAAUCACACACAUUUUGACAAAACUUUAGGAAAACAAAGCAAG
This is a messenger RNA of Exaiptasia diaphana, 3165 nucleotides long. RefSeq names its product reticulon-4-interacting protein 1, mitochondrial. The transcript has 7 exons. Lineage: Eukaryota; Metazoa; Cnidaria; Anthozoa; Actiniaria; Aiptasiidae. Bases 244 to 1218 code for a protein of 324 amino acids. The record is from RefSeq and is a predicted model, not a curated record. Gene Ontology annotation, cellular component: mitochondrion. Gene Ontology annotation, molecular function: oxidoreductase activity.